UGUCAAUCAAAUUAGCUUCAUGUCAUGGCCUCUUCACUUCUUGUAAGUGAUUCUGAUUGACUACAGCUGUUGACUUCUCAUGAGCCCAUUUAAAUAGGGCUCAUUUGACCCAGUGAUUAGACUCAGCUACAAAAGCUACAAUGGGAAAGUCAAAGGAACUCGGUGUGGAUCUGAAAAAGCGAAUUAUUGACUUGAACAAGUCAGGGAAGUCACUUGGAGCCAUUUCAAAGCAGCUACAGGUCCCAAGAGCAACUGUGCAGACAAUUAUACGCAAGUAUAAAGUGCAUGGAACAGUUGUGUCACUGCCACGAUCAGGAAGAAAACGCAAGCUAUCACAUGCUGCCGAGAGGAGAUUGGUCAGGAUGGUCAAGAGUCAACCAAGAAUCACCAAGAAGCAGGUCUGCAAGGAUUUGGAAGCUGAUGGAACACAGGUGUCAGUCUCCACAGUCAAGCGUGUUUUACAUCGCCAUGGACUGAGAGGCUGCCGUGCAAGAAAGAAGCCCUUGCUCCAGAAAAGGCACCUUAAGACUCGGCUGAAGUUUGCUGCUGAUCACAUGGACAAAGAUAAAACCUUCUGGAGGAAAGUUCUCUGGUCAGACGAAACAAAAAUUGAGCUGUUUGGCCACAACACCCAGCAAUAUGUUUGGAGGAGAAAAGGAAUGGCACUGACUGGGAAUGGAGUUUUUUUCCUGAUGCUUACGAGCUUACUAUGGUCAUUUCCACUUCCUGGUGACUGUCUAAACAGUAGUAAAAUCUUGGUAGUUCCUGUUGACGGCAGUCAUUGGGUUAAUAUGGAGAUCAUCCUGAAAGAACUGCAUUCCCGUGGCCACAACUUCACUGUGAUGAACUCGGCCAAAAGUUGGUACAUCCCAGAUAAAUCUCAGAUCUACACCACCAUCCCUAUGAAGUCACUUCAGGAUUACAUAGACCAAAACUACUAUGAAAAAAUGCUGAGGAGAAAUCUAGACUUCAGUAGAAAUUGGCCUUUGUUCACCUCCAUCUUACAACAAUGGGAUCUCACUCACCUGUUAGGAAAUGGCAAUGUUCAUCUCGCCAAUGCAGCUAUGUCAAUGUUUGAAGACAAGGCCUACAUGGCACAACUCAAAGAAACCAAGUAUGACAUGAUGUUAACUGACCCAGCUUUUCCUAUUGGAUUGCUUAUAGGCCGCUACCUUAAGAUACCUAUGGUAUUUAACGUCCGUUGGAUCAACAAUGGGGAUAGCCAUUUUGCCUUUGCCCCUUCCCCGGUUUCUUACAUUCCACUAAGUGGAUCUCACCUCCCAGACCAAAUGACGUUUUCAGAGCGGAUUAAAAACAUGCUUUUCUAUUUCACCUCUCUCAUUCAGCAACACUUCUUCAUCGAUCCUCCUUACAGGAAAUUACUUGACCUCUACUUCCCACCAGGCUCCACCAUGCUGGGCCUGCAGCAAGCUGCAGAUUUGUGGUUGGUGCGUUCAGACUUUGUCUUUGAGUUCCCACGUCCCACAAUGCCCAAUGUGGCCUAUAUUGGAGGUUUUCAAUGCAAACCAGCAAAGCACUUGCCCCCAGAUAUGGAAGACUUUAUGCAGAGCUCAGGAGAACAUGGAGUGGUGAUUAUGUCAUUGGGGACUAUCAUUGCAGCCCUCCCGAAAGAGAUCACAGAGGUUAUUGCUGCAGCCUUUGCUGAGCUUCCUCAGAAGGUCAUUUGGAAAUACCUCGGUGAUGCACCCUCAACUCUUGGAAACAACACUUUGUUAGUAAAAUGGUUUCCUCAGAAUGACCUCCUAGGCCACCCCAAGACCCGUGCCUUUGUGUCCCACAGUGGAACCAAUGGCCUGUAUGAAGCAAUCUACCAUGGUGUCCCUGUUUUGGGUUUGCCUCUUCUUUUCGACCAGUUUGACAAUGCCCUAAAGCUGAAGGCUCGAGGGGCAGCUCGAGUUCUAGAGGUGGCGACACUCACUAAGGACGAACUCCUUGAAGCCUUGAAAGAUCUAUUGGAAAACCGAACAUACAAAAAGAACAUACAGAGGCUUUCAAAGCUGCACCAUGACCAACCUGUGACUGCAUUGGACAGCGCCACCUUCUGGAUUGAGUAUGUCCUUAGACACAAAGGUGCUCCACACCUGCGCACUAAGGCCUACACCAUGCCGUGGUACUCUUACUACAGUGUAGAUGUGGCAGUGUUGCUUUUGAGUAUUGUUGUAGCUUUUAUCUGGAUCUCAGUGUGUGUCUUCAAGAUGCUCUAUCACAAGAUUUUUCACAGGAAGAGAAAACAGGAGUAAAGCUGCCUUAGAAAUCUUUUUAACACAAUCAGAGCUCAAAAGAAGAUGGCUGAAACAUCUGUGAUAUGCUAUGGACAAAGUACCACAGCACUCCUCUGAACCGGUCUAAAUAACCUUUCUUUAAAAUGAUGAAGAGUCACUGCCCCAUUGCCUCAGCCCUGUAUACCUAUAGCUGCAACAUGGAAUUUAAAGCAAAUUAAACUCUCACAAACAUGUUAA
Molecule: messenger RNA, 2480 nt
Organism: Astyanax mexicanus (Mexican tetra)
Lineage: Eukaryota; Metazoa; Chordata; Actinopteri; Characiformes; Acestrorhamphidae
Product: UDP glucuronosyltransferase 5 family, polypeptide G1
Exons: 2
Coding region: 141-2261 (706 amino acids)
Biological process (GO): DNA integration; DNA transposition
Molecular function (GO): DNA binding; UDP-glycosyltransferase activity
Source: RefSeq, a predicted model, not a curated record